This is a messenger RNA of Trichoderma virens Gv29-8, 1343 nucleotides long. RefSeq lists its product as uncharacterized. The record is from RefSeq and is a predicted model, not a curated record. NCBI's taxonomy places the organism in Eukaryota, Fungi, Ascomycota, Sordariomycetes, Hypocreales, Hypocreaceae. Bases 136 to 513 code for a protein of 125 amino acids. The transcript has 2 exons.
AGCAAUUGAAACUCGCCAUCUCCUGCUUGCCAUUAAUAAUGCCAUAUCGACAGGAAAUCGCCGCCCCCCGCCCAUUGUCUUUGCAAAGGACCACGAUGCACAACACGACUCGUUGGCAGCAAUUGCUCUAUCUGUAUGGUGGAGACCAGUAAGAGACUCCCCCUCCCUCAGUUUGUGCUGGUUUCUAUCCGCCUUGUAUCCAUUGCCUGCGCCGUGAUGACCUCGUUGUUUUUUUCCCCUCACCCCUCUACCUAUUCUUCACGAUAUACACACUGUGGGAGCUUGCGUUGCCCUAAUUUGAUCAUUGGCUCGAUUGGGAAUGAGUUGGACGCGAAUCAGAAAUCUAGACCGCGACGGUGGCUUGGUAUUCUUGCUUUGUUCUUUUCUUGGAGACGCAGCACACCCCUUGGGGGAGCAUGCAUGACUUGGGGAAAGGGGAAGAUGAAGCCACUUGAGCACGCGAGCGAGCGUCCGGGCCAAAAAAAAAAAGGGAAGCAUCUCGAGGCUAACUGAAACCCGCCCCUUGGGGUCCCGACCACCAAAAGGCCCUGGGAUUCCUCACUAUGGGUCACUUCAGAUGAUCGUGUCCGCGGAGGCGCCAGCCAGUCCCACCUCUCCGUGAUAAACCCCGAAAAGGCCCGCUUCUACGGCCAUCUCGAUACCCAGACGCUUGGUGGUGCCGGCUUCGCAUCGCAGCACAGCUUGGGCGUGCUGGACUGGGACCUUUCCGGCUACGAGGGCAUCGUCAUUGCGGUAGCCGAAGCCGAUGGCAAACGCUACGCGCUGACGCUCAAGGACGAGAUACCUCCGAAGAGGGGCGACGGGCGUGAAGAGGCCGGUAUUAGUUGGGAGGCCGAAUUCACGGUUUCGCAGGGCAGAUCGGAUUACGACUUGAAGACGGUCUUUUUGCCGUGGAGUGCGUUUAAGCCGACGUAUCGAGGCAGGCCGAAGCCGGAUGCGAAGCCGUUGGACCUGUCCAAUGUCAAGCGAGUUGGUUUGAUGAUGCGAAGUUUCUUUGGAGAUCAAGAGGGAGAUUUCUCCAUCGAAAUCCACGCCAUUGCGGCGAGGAGGGAGAUUGAAGAGGAGGAGGAAGAGGAAGAGGAAGCCGAUGACCCCAAGGCUGCUGCUGUGGAAGCUGCAGCGUUGAAGAAGCCGCAGACUCGUCGAAGUUGGUUGCGACGGUUGCUAUGCGGGUUGAUUUGAAGGAGCUGCUUCGAUUGAAUCGAUGAGGGGCAAGUGAAAAUAAUGAAGGAUAUAAUCUACAGUUUCCAAGUUGCCGGAGUAUACGGCUUACGACAACAUGGAACUUAUACAUCAAACAGACAGACACUGCACUGCUAAUC